AGGUUUAAAAAAUGAGUCCCUCAUGCAUUGCAAUCUUAGAAGAGCCAUCGUCGUUAAAACUUGUGCUGCCAAUUGAUUUUGUUAAGAAUGUAUACGGAGAAUAUUGGCAAAGGAAAAAAAUAAUGAUAAAUCAUGAAAGUCGUAGAAGUUGGCCAGUUUCUUUAAGAAGUGUAAGUGGGGAAUCUGUUAUAACCGACGGAUGGAGUAAUUUAGUAAGGGAUCUUGAAUUGACAAAGAGGACGAUAUUGCGAUUAAGGAUAAUGGAGGACAAAAGUAUGGAAAUCAGUUGCUUCGUUGAAAACAUAAGUGGUGAAUCUUUUGUAACAUUCAAUCGUUACAACGUUUUAAAGAUAAUAGUGCUUCCAGAAGCUUAUGUCACAAAAUGUUACUCGUACGUACCAGUGAACGACUGUUACAACAUAAAUGCAGCAGGUCAUAGUUGGAAAGUUGAGACGGAAAAAAUAAAUGAUAACUAUGUUUUUACAAAAGGUUGUCCGAAGUUAUUUCAUGAUCUUGGAAUAGAAGAGGAUGAUUUACUGUUGUUGACGAAAACUGACAACGCCACAUUUGAGAUAAAGAUAUAUCGUAGAGGAGUUGAGUUAGAUGUGAACAUCAAAGAAGAAAGUGAUGAUGAAUCUGUGCUGGAAAUACCUAAAGACACAUACUACAAAAACGUUGACUUUCCUUUCUGUGAAGAUGAUGAUUCAGUUGAUCUGUUUAUGUGUGAGAUGAAUGAAAGUGGUUACAAAGAUGAGGGGAGUAAGAACGUUGGUGGAGAAGAAGUCUUGAACGUGGAAACAAAGUGUGUGAUGAGAGAAGAGAUAAACCAACUGCCAAAAGAAGAUGUUAAGAAAAAAGGAAAACAUAUUGAGGGAUAUUGUAAGGCAGACGAAGGUAAGGCGCUGAUAUGCGGAACAGAAGUGGAAAUGCAAACCGUUUCAACAGUUGGAAAAAGAACACGCAGUCGGUUGGAAAAAGACAUUAGAAAGAUAUCGGGCAGUAAAUUGAAGAUAUUAGAUGUUGCACCAAAACGUGUUGCAAGGAAGAAAUCUGUUGAUAAAGAUGGUAACUGUGAAUUUACACAAAAGGGAGGUAACAGAAUGAGAUUGCCUGCUAAUGUUGUAAGAAUUGGCGGAUUAAAAAACAAAGUGCAUGUGUUAAAAGUGAGGAACAUGAAGGGAAAAACAGUCGAUAUGAAUGUUAGGCGCCAAAAGAAUGGAUAUGAUGUGAGGUAUGCAAUCGAAGGUUGGCCAAUGUUCAUGAAAGAGAAUGGGCUUCGUCUGGGUGACAAAAUGCAUUUCAAAUUCAUAAGCACAGGAAAUCUGCUGAUCUUAUCAGACGUGGAUGAAGUUAAUGCAGGUUGA
Molecule: messenger RNA, 1364 nt
Organism: Helianthus annuus (common sunflower)
Lineage: Eukaryota; Viridiplantae; Streptophyta; Magnoliopsida; Asterales; Asteraceae
Exons: 8
Coding region: 12-1364 (450 amino acids)
Molecular function (GO): DNA binding
Source: RefSeq, a predicted model, not a curated record